This is a messenger RNA of Cinara cedri, 18710 nucleotides long. Lineage: Eukaryota; Metazoa; Arthropoda; Insecta; Hemiptera; Aphididae. The record is from the annotation of a GenBank genome assembly.
CGCAGCCACAGAACGCGCAGCAGAACCAAACUUUGCCGCCGCCGUCGGACAUCGCGACGAGUACUCUGGAAAAAGAUUACGCCGCCGGACGGACACUGCAGCACCAUCACCCGAACGAAACCAGAAAACUGCACCUCGUGCACAGCAGUGAGUGUUUUUUGUUUUUUUCUUUCUUUUUUCUUUCUCUUUUUCGUGCAUUCGAUUUCGAAUAACGCGCACAUACAUAUGAAAUGUACAAGUACCCGCCCACGUCUGUUACACUCGUCUAUUGUCACCGGAACCAAUCGUUCAAACCGUGUUAUCAACGCGAAACGCCGGUUCCGGGGGCGGGGCAUGGCGAGAGGGUAAGGCCGGAUUAUUCGACUUUUGGAAUUUAAUUCAAACAUUUUUUCUAUAAUUUCGUUUUAUACGGUUUUUUUUUUUUGUCUUUUGUUCGAUCGAUCGGCACGAGUGCGUACAUAAUUUAUUCGCACGUAUGUUGUACUAGUGCGUACCUAAAAAAAAAAAAAGCACGUAACUUUGUCGUUAAUGAUUUUCUUUUUAUUAACUGUAUGUUAUAUAUACGAUCAUAAAAUUUUCUCCGUUAUUACAUUCCGAUGAUUUUCUUCAUAUGUAAAAUAAAAAUGCGUUUUUGAAUAUUUGCGGACAAUAAAGUUUGAUAUUGCAGUGACAGGAGCGGGAACGAAAACUGAGAAUCCGGUCGUUGGGAAACACAUUUUUUUUUUUUUUUUUUUUUUACUGGUCUGUCGACACUACUUACAAUACUAACUAUUGCGUUACUUUUAUUUUUAAGCGAGACGUGAGUAUUUUUACAUAGUGAUUUCUCGCGCAUUCGUAAUUCUCUCAACAAAUUUAAAUAAAUAAAAAAAAAACCGAUUUACAAAUUCAGAUAAUGUUCAUCCUAUUGAGUUUGAUAAUAAUACGUCGAUUCGCUAUAAUGUUAAAACUAACACUACAAAUUGGUUCUAAUAAAUGAACGUUUUUUUUUUUUUUUUUUUUUUUUUGUUCUGUCGUACGUUCGUUAGACGGAGACAGCAACAAUGGUGCACGUGUACCACCCUCUUGUCGUAUAAAAACGUCCGAUAAAAUAUAUACUGUAUUAUAAUCAAACGUGCCUUCGCUGCGCACACUUGUCUAGAUUCAUUUUUCGGUUAUCUCUAAUAUAAUUGCUUUCAAGUUCAUAACAAUAAUAUUAAACUACGGUACACUGCGGAUGCGGGAUUGUGUAUGCCACGCCACCGAGGUGACACGAUAUUUAGUGGCAGACGAAACUCGGUUUCUGUUGUAUCCAGUGCGCGCCGCAAUACCUUUUUAAACGUUUGUAUUUUACAUUCUGAGCGAAACGACGAAUGUAUUGGUUUUACAAUGAUGUUUAUUAUUAUUAUUAUUAUUAUUAUUGUUAUUGUUACUAUUGUUAUUAUUAUUAUUAUUAUUAUUAUUAUUAUUAUUAUUUUUUAAACAAAUCUUCUAUCUUCGAAGUCUUGCUCCGAUUUUCCAGUGUAGCACUUUUUCCGAAAGAAGAUUUUAUCAGAGUAGUACAUUUUUAAUAGGAUUUUUCAUAAUAAACGGGGGAAAAAAAACGUAGGGAAAACGGGAAAAUUUACGAAAUGUAUUAUUUUUGAAUCGUAAAUACCUAUUACGGCUUUUCAAAACGUGUACGACCGAACUCCGCCCAGAAUCGUUUUUCGUUAGCAAAGAUUAAUCGUUGCGUAAAGAUAUACGUUUAAAUUCCUCAAGUAAGUAUAAGUAUUCAAUGUUCUAAUCCGGAAAUAACAAAGUAGUUAGGUCCAAUUGGGGAAUUUUAAAAGUAGAGUUCCAAAUCAAAUACUAUAGUAUUGUGCUUACAUUUUCCACCACACCUUUAACUAUCUUUCAAAUAUUUCAUAUCAGAAUGUUAUUAUUUUUAUUAUUUAUUUUUUUUCAGAUAGGAGCGAUUUCGUAGGCGGUAUCGACAACGAAGCUUUAGAUUUCAGUCAUUUGACAGACGAAUUCAUUCAGAAUAAUAACACCGAACCUAAUCAGUAAGUAUACCUUUAUUUUGGUCGUAGAGUCUAUAACGAUAAUAUUAAUUAAUCCUUACUUAUUUACCCAUAACUAACUGUAGUAGAAUAUUUCAUCUAAAACAACAAAUGUUACUGUAAUAAUCAUCAUCGUAUGCGCAGUCCAUUCAUAUUUAAAGUGAAACAAUUAUGUCGGUGUGACCUAAUUGUUGUUUUUUUUUUUUUUUUAUAAAAAUAAACGUUUUUAAAAUAAAUUGUACGCGGCGUUUAACGUACCUAACAAUACUAAUCGUAUUAACCUGUAUCCACAAUCAUUAUUAAAAUUCAUUUUUAAAUAACAAUAAUAAUAAAAAAAAAAGUUAUACAGUGUGUGGUACUCAACUUAUAACAGUACGAUUUUAUAGCAAGUUGACACACGUUUAAAAAAACGAAAACUCAUUCGUAAUGUUAUUAUGCUAUCACGCGUAAUGAUACAACACAAUUUUUAUAAAAGUGCGAGCAGUAGCGCACGCAGAAUUGUUUUUCGGGAGUGGUUUUGUUUAUAAUCAUUUCCUAAAGAGGGGAUAGCACAUAUUAUAAGUACAUCACGAUUAUUACAGAAUAAAUGACUUUUGAUGAAAUCAAAUUUUAUUUUAUUCUGUGAUUAAAGAUAUUAUGUUGUUGAAUGUAAAACUCAAUUCAAAAAAAAAAAGGAACGAAGAAAAACCUUUCGAGGGGGGAGGGUAGAUGAACCCUAACCCCUUUCUGUGUGCUCCACUGGGUGCGAGUGAUCUUUUGGAUUUAGAUUUGGAGUUUUAAUACGACCAAUAUUUUCGUCGGUUUUUAAAUUUAUUAUUUUCAUUUUUUUGUGCUUUUUUUGGUUACUUAUAUAAUGAAAAAAAUACGGACAUAUUUCGUACGAUGGGUGGGACACUUUUGUAGAUGAGAAGUUGGGAAGGUAGAAUACAGAGAAGAACUGAAUCACGACAAAAAAAUAAAAUUGAAAAUAAUAAACGCAUUAUUUUCGUAAAUUUUCUCGUUUUUCCUACGUUUUUUUUUGGGUGGGGGGGUUUAUCCCAAUUAUUAUGAUAACCGCCUGGGAAAAAUGACUGCCUUGAAGUACUACUCUGGUAAAAUCACUUUUCAGAAUACGCGCUAAACUUGAAAAUCGGAGCCAGUUUUAUGGCAGAAAAGUUAUUCACAAAAAAAAAAAAAUAAUAAUAAACAUAGUUGUAAAACCGAUACAUUUCUCGCUCCAGGAUACGGAUUACAAAUAUUUGUAUUUGAAUUAAAAUUGUAUGUUUUUGUAAAAAAAUAAAUUUUUAUUUCAUUAUUUUCAAACAAUUUUAAAAUAGCCAUUCGAUAGAGUUUAUUCGUCUAAAAAUGUCGAUAUUCAACUUUUAUUUUUUGUUGAAUUGAGUGAUUUGUAUAGUCAUUUAAAGUUCAGAGAGUGUGCAUUCAACACUAUUAGCCGUAAUAGUAAUAAUUAAUAAUGUUAUAUUUAUUAUUAUUCCGAUUACAUAUAAUUACGCAGCAGUCUUUGAAAUCGCAUUCACAAAUUUAUUGACUAUUAUUAUUAUGGGUAAUUGGCUGUACACUGAUUUUCUUUGGGCUUUAAGACAUUAUAAAAAAUCACGAUUUUAAUAAAAACGAAAGUUCAAAAGUCAACAUUUUCAGAUAAAUAAACCCCGUGAAAUGGCUGUUUUCAAAUUUUUCGAAAACAAAAUACUAAAUUAAUACAAUCAAAAUUAUUGUUAUUGUUAUUUUUUUAUUUCACCAAAACCUACAAAUUUAAUUCAAAUACAAUUAUGUAUAAUAUGUAUAGGUGUAUAAAAAGGAUUCAUGUGAGUAAUUAAAAAAAAAAAAAAAACCAGAACUCGAUUAUCUUUGUUAUCUCCGGAGAUUUUGCAACGGGUAUAUUUUCGUUGGAUACACUCCGUACUCCCAGAUAGUUUUGCAUUAGCAAUUUCAUUAAAUAGCAAUGAAUAUUGUAAUGGUUCCAGAAAUUAAAACAAAAAAUUCACAAUUUUCUUAUUUUUUCUUUCUUUUUUAUUACGGUUAUUCUAAUUUAUUUUCGCGUUCCUUACGAAUAGUAUACACCGCAAAGCAGAUAUAAAACGAGGUGUCGUAGUAUACACCCAUAAACAAAUCGACGGGAUUUUCGUUUACCACAACGUAUACCCAGGUAAUAUUAAUACUAUGCGAACCCAUAUCAAUGUGUGUAAACAAUGGCGUGGUAUUCCAUACUGCGGAGUAUACCCUAAUACGGACGACGUUUGUGUGAGACGUAUAUUAUUAUUGUUUUAAAAAAACGGAAAAAAUAAAAAUGUUAGCCACUGGUUUGCCGGCGCGCCGUUGACGUUGUUCCUUUUCCCGAUCGUUAUUAACCCGUCACUGAUAAUAUUAUUAUCAUUAUCAUUAUUCGAUAAUGAUAAAAAUUGAUAAUGAUAAACAUGGGUUGCCGAAUAAUGAAAGUGACCGUGCGAAGACGAGCUGGUUUUUAUUUUUGUUUUCAAUGUUCGGAACGAAAAAUCAAUUUUUAAAAUAUUGCAUCGCGUACAUUUAUUAUAAUGUAUACAGAGCGAUUGUUUUUUACACGACGACCUCGCCGAUAACGUAAUGUUAUAUACGAAGAGUGGUAUUUCGGGUAAAUUCCGUUUUCGGUUCGGCCGGUGCGCGCGAAUAAGAGAGGGGAGGGGUGCCGCGCUCCGUGCGUUUCGCCAACGCCGGUUAUACAAAUACGCCAGUGCAUUUAAACGUUUACAACGAAAAUAAGUAAAAUGUUAGGUAACAUUGGGUAUUCCUUUCAUCCUUUAGAAAUCGCAUUUUACAAAAUCCCAUCUUAUUUCUCGUCGAAACGCGGUUCUUUGUGCGCGAAACAUUUCAAUAAUAGAAACGUCUUCAAAGAGCUCUUGGGAAAAAAUGAUUUCACGUUUUCCCGAAAUCCCGAUUUCUGUACAAGGUUCUGCGUUCAACGAGUCGGAAUCGCAAUUAACGUUAUUUUAGAGUACCUAUCAUUUUUUUUUUAUUUUUUUUUUUUUUUAAAGAUUUUUUUUAUUAAAUUUCUCAAUCGCUGUUCACUGGAUAGUGCAUAUCGAUGAAAUAAUUGUUUAAACGAUUAUAAAAGAUACGAAAAUAAUAGUAGAAAAAUAUUGAUGUAUCGAAAUAUGCUCCGACAUGAAAUAGCGAAAAACGUCCUAGGAUAAUGGGGACGCGUGCAGCAACUGUUAUAGGCAAUUUAAUGUACACCUGUAAGCAACGAUAAACCAUUGCGAACGAAAAAACGAUUCUGAGCGGAGUUCAGUUGAUAGUGAUUAUUUGUCAACAAUAUAAAUGUCAUAUUAUAGUAGAAUAAUUAAAUAGGCUUUGUAUAUUUUCUUUAAUAAUAUUUGUUUAAUGUUGUACCGAUUUUCUCAGUUUCCCUACGUUUUUCCCGGUUUUCCCAUGUUUUAUCUCGGUUUUUCACACUUGCUGAGAAAAUCGAAAAAUUACCUUAGAGUACCUCCCUAGAGAAAUUUCUUUUUAGAAACAUUGCUUCCAUUAUAAAUCCGGUGUCAAAUCGCUCUCCGAAAAGUUGUUAACAAAAAAGAAAAAAAAAAAAAGACCGUAAUUAUUUUAACUAACGUAUCUACAUUUCUUAUAUUUUCCCGUUUUUUUUUCGUUUCGAGCAAUUUGAGAAAGAUGAUAUAGCGAUAUUCAUAAUGAAACAAUUAAGUGCAAUUCGAUCAUUCAAGGAUGUUAGAACAAUAUUUUUAGCAUUCAUAGAAUCUUUAUUUACAUAUGGGGGUGUGAUUGGGGGGAUAGGUUCUUUCAAAGCUUCAAAUGUGUCAAAAGCAAUUUUCAGGGUUGCGAGUAAAAAAAAAAAAAAAUAGAGUCCAAUAAUAAAACUAUUUAUGCAAAUUUAAUAUGCCCUCAACAUAUUAUAAUAUAUAUAAAUAUGAAAAAACUUCUGUGUAUGUCUAGUUUAACUGAUAACAUUUUUUUGAAAUUGUUUUGUUUAAAAUAUGUGAUUUGAUGGUGGUUCAAAAAAUAUUUAAAUUUUUCCGCCAGACAUCCGAAAUUAUGUCAAAACUAUUCUGAAAUGUAUAUUCAAAACAUUUUGAAAAAUUUAACAAAAUUUAAAUUUGCUCAAAACGUUUUUGUAUUCAGCAUACAACAAUAGAUAUUAUAUAUAAAUAUAUUUAUUAAUUUUUUUUUUUGGAGGGGGGGGAGAAUAUUCAGUAAAUUAAACUUGGUUCGUAACUUCGCGAGUUGGUGUUUUCGUCAAACCGACGUUGUGAUUUAAUUAAAAAUUAAGGAUCAAGCCGUGCGCACGCGAAUGUGUAAAAUUCUCAUAAAUACCGUCUAACUUGUUAAUUUAAAUGUUAUUCAUUGACAAUUUGUAACGAGAUCCCAAGGGUAAUGAUACCGACGUGCUACAACAAACCAUAUUAGUAUAGACCACAACUCAAAAACUCAUUCAAAGCAUUUCGUGUUGUUUCCGAACUGCGGUUACCCAUUUUGGUAUGUUAAAUCGAACUUUUAAUCAAAAGAAAACAUAUAAAUAUUUAAAGAAUUUAAAUUGAAAGAAAACAAGGAGUUAACCUUAUCGCCGAUUAUUAAUGUAGUAUCAAUAAUACUAAAAAAGGUACAAUGGUUUACAAAGAAAAAAAAAAAAAAUGUAAAAAAGAACACGGUUUCGGAUUCACAGAAAAAUGUAUAAUAUCAUCAGGUUAACUUUGGGAUGUUGUUUGAAGGGUAGCAUUUUCUUCUGUUUGAACGGACCUUCUUUUGAAUAAAUUUCACGAUUGGACGCAACGAAAUAAUAUGUAUUCGUGAUAGACGUAAAUGACAUCGCCGGGACCGCUUGUGAAUUCAUUUGAAAGUCGAUAAAUAAUCUUUUGUUUUGUUUUGUUUUGUUUUUUUUUUCAAAGAUUCUUUCACGAGACCGUUGUCGAACAAAACGAUCACGUGAUGGUUAGAAUAAACACGCCGUACCAACAAGAGUCGCCCCAGCUCUUUUUGAAAAACACGUCGAUACCGCCGUCAAUCGCGGACCUGUCUUUUCACAACAACGGCGUUUUAUCGAACGUCGGUCUGCCCGUCAAACCCGGUAAAGAUAAAAUUCACAACUACCCGAACAGACACAGCUUACCGGAAAGUCCACCGGACUCCGAGCCGCCGUAUUCGCCGGCCGACGCGGUCGGCCAAUCGCCGCGUAAGUAUAUAAAUUAAAACCGUUGUCAAAUAUUAUUACAAUUUACAAACGUUAAAUCUAUUUUGCGCGGCGAUGUGCCGGUUCGUCAAAAAACAACGGUUUACAGACCGGAAAACGCCAAAUUUACAAUGUCUGAUAUCGUCCAACAAGACACAGAUAUCGAUGAGUCCCGGGGCCGCCGGCCUCUAUCAAAAACAGUCGUCCGCGGCCGCGAAACUUCCACACCCGUUGACCGUCCAACCGUUAAUGAUGCCCGGUUCCUCGUCUCACGUUACACAUUUGGGUAUGUUGAACAAUAAAUAUGUAUCGCGAUUGUCUAUACAGGGUGUCCCACAAACAUAUACCCGUUCCGUAUACAAUACAUGUUUUACAUCAAAUGGAUAUACCCGCGCGCGUAUAUUACCUAUACGUCGUGCAAUUCCGUUGAAUUAUUUUUUGUAAUCCGUGAAUACGGGGUUUUUUUUUUUUUUUUUUUUAUCAAGAUUUCAAUCAAAUGGCGUCCAACGCGAGGGAGAUCGAAAUACCCGAACCCGAGUACACAGACUUGUUGAACGUGAACGUGACUGCGACGGACAAGAAGCGAAAACUACAGUGUCCAGAUCUCGGUAGCGGGACCAACGUGCGAGUAAAAAAAGAAACCGGUAACAAUAAUAUUUUAGCUUCAUAUUCGUAUCGUUUCAACUAAAAAAAAAAAAAAAAUAAAAAAAGAAUUAUGCACACGGAAUUGUACGCCUCAUUUAGAAAAUUGCGUGAAAAAACCCAUAACACACGUGUCGCCGUCGGGAAGGUCGGUUUGCAGCGAAGACAGUUACACGUACCAAGACAGCUGCGAAUCGGGUUUGUAUAACGACACGAGUUUUCAGUGUAUCCGUUUCCAACCGUUUCAAGAAACCUCGUGGAACACGUUGUGCGAUCACUCGUUAAAAGAACUGUAAGUAUGCGUCGUUAUUUUUUAACAGAACGGAUUUUAUAAAACCAAAAUUACGACGAUUAAAAACAAUAUAAAAUAACAUAUUUUUUAUAAUUUAACACCUAUAAAAAUAGCCGUGUCUACGUACCUAUACAUCGUGACGCAGAUUAUUGAAUUUACGUGCAGAAUUUGACGACCAUAACACGUAUUGUUUUCGACGGGAACGCGUUAAUAAAUAAUAAUAAAUAAAUACACGCAAAAAAUGCUAGCGACUCGCGAACUAAAUUGUAUCACUUUCUAUUGUGUAGACGUUUUUGAAUUUAGACGUAAUAAAACGAUGUCCGAAAUACGUAUUUUUAGGCCGAUACCGCAUUAUAGAGUGGACGCCGACAAAGGGUUCAAUUUUUCCAACGUCGAUGACGCGUUCGUGUGUCAAAAGAAAAAUCAUUUUCAGGUAUACGGUUUUGCGAUUAUUUGAAACGUUUUAAUAAGAUGUCCAUUUAAUAACAAUGACAAAAAAAACACGUAUUUAGAUCACAUGCCACACACAACUCCAAGGCGACGCGCAAUUCGUUAGAACCGCCGAGGGAAUCCACAAGGUGGGCAGUUUCCAUUUGCAUUUUUACGGCGUUAAGGUCGAAUCGCCCGCUCAAACGAUUAAAGUCGAGCAGUCUCAGAGCGACCGGAGCAAAAAAGCUUUUCACCCAGUUUUGUGAGUAGCGCCUGUAUAUCAACGCGCUCGUCGCGAGCGUGUAGCGCCGGCGGUAUUAUCGUGUUAAACGUAACGGGUUUUACGCGUCGCGAUCUCGUGCGAUUUCGAAUAUCGCAAUAUUGUUAUCGCGAAUAUCCGUAUUGUAUUUCGGCGCGACGAUAUUGCGAUGUUUGACCGAAAAUCAUUACAUUGUCGCCCAUUAUUAGCCCGACGGUUUUUCAGGCUGGAUUUGCGCGAGGAACAGGUGUCGAAAAUAACGGUGGGCCGGUUGCAUUUUAGCGAGACGACGUGCAACAACAUGCGGAAGAAGGGAAAGCCGAACCCGGACCAGAGGUACUUUUACCUGGUGGUCGGUUUGCACGCGCACUGCAUCAACGACCACGACUACCCGAUCGUCUCGUACGCGUCCGAAAGGAUUAUUGUCAGGGUAAUCCAAGUAAUUAUGAUAGACCGAUAUUAUGAUAUUAUGAUAUUUAUUCGCCUCGCCCGUGUUACACCUGUCCGCCGCUUUUGUUUUUAAAUGUAUUGCGAGGCCGCAGCGACGUGUUUGUUUUUUGUUUUCGUUUUCUCGGUGCGCCGUUUUCGUCACAUUAAAGGCUUCGAACCCGGGCCAGUUCGAAAGCGACGCGGAACUCUGUUGGCAACGCGGCACCACCGCCGAGUCGAUAGUGCACACCGGCAAGGUGGGCAUCAACACGGACCGGCCGGACGAGUCGCUGGUCGUGCACGGCAACGUCAAGCUCACCGGACACAUUAUCCAACCGUCGGACGUCAGGAUCAAACAGCACAUACAAAAGGUACGCACCGCAGCGCAUAGCCGUACGGCCAACGCGCGUUAGGCCAAAGGUCGUGCGUACGACAUACGCUUUUCCGCGGAUCCGAAUAAUGCGUAAAGUCCCGAGUCCCGAUUAUUAAAACGGAACGUAUUACGAGCGUUCGCCUAAUAAUUGUAUGGGCGAAAAAACGGCGAGGGUGACGCGUAAAAAUGUGAUUGCGCGACUCGGUGCGGGGACGGCUAACGUCGGUUUUUUGAAAAAAAUCAUUUAGAAAUGAAAAUAAAAUGUGUACGAUUUUUUUUUUUUUGCCAUUUUCUAAACAACAUUUUUUAUAAAACACACAGAGCCCUAUGGGGAAUAUUAAAACGUCAAAGUCCAUUUCCGGACGAUCACAAAACGUGACAUUGGCCCUUCUUGCACCAAGUCGCACGAAUGCGACGGAGGAGCGGGAAUAGUAUUUUGUCAGCUGUCGAAAAAAUAAAUCGCGACGUUCGUACAUAAAAGUCUAACGCGAGCAGAUAGGUGGGCACAGUUCGUUAGUAAGGGCAAUCCGUCACUGCAGUAUACGACACUCGCCGGGACGGUGAGUUUUAUUUUCGUAAAAUGUUAUUGUUAUUGAGGAAUAAAACUCCGGUGAAGUUAGCCGAUCGAGAACCGUACGAAAUAUUCUAUUAUCGUAUUAUUAUACCGCCGUCCGAUUCGUUAACGUGAUUUAUGCCGUACUCGAUGAAUAUUUAUGGUUUACACCGCAUAAAUUACAUACGUACACCCGGUGCACUAUUAUAAUUUAUAAAUAUAUAUAUAUGUAUAGCCAUUAAAAUAGUACGAGUACAAGUGCGUUUUGUAUGCAUUCAACUAUUUCACAGCGGUCUAUUGUUUAAAAACGUCACGAGUACCUCCGGUGGCUCGUAAUAAUAACAAUUUCAUACACGUAUUCGUAUAUUUCGAUGGUUUCUUUGAUAUUUUCGAUAAGGAACAUUUUUUUUGUUUUUCGUCGACCGUAUUCGAUUGUAGAAACUGUUACCGUAGGAGAACAAUGCUCUAUCCGUAGUUACGACAGAGUUAACGAAAUUGCGUAGCACGUAAAGAGGAGACGUAAUAUACCCGCCUUUGCCAUAUCUCCGUAUCACGAAAACUAAAACAACGCCAACGAUGCACAGAUAAUAUUCUUGUCUUUGAGUUUGAUACCGGGUUAACCCAUUCUAAUGCUAAAAGAACAGCACAAUGUUGUCCCUGCCGAACGCGAAUUCGCUAUGUAAUACUGGGACAACACAUGCGAGCAUCCGUGCCGUAGCAUGCCCGUUUUAACCACUACCCAAUAAUUAUUCAUUAGUAAUCAAAACAACCGACAAUCUACAAACUGAAAACUUUCAUUUUAAUUCAUGUUAACGCAAAACCAAGCGCGCCACGACACAGAUACACGUUUCUUCUUAAUGUGCUGUGAAAUUUCGGCGGGCAGUUCUACCAUAAAUUCGGAGAGUUGUUCCCCCCAAACAAUUAUUUAAUACGCUUGGCAUCGAGAUUGUUAAAAAACGUGGAUUUAAAAAAAAAUUGCUUUAAUCGGGAUUUCAACGUUUAAAACACGUUUUUAUUACAUCGUCGUUAUAUUGUCGUAUAAAACGUUUUAAACACAUUUAACUUGAAAAUAAAAUCCUUAAAUUUUUAAACGAACUAUCGGUGUAAACUGUAUUAUUAUCUACUAGAAUACUCAUUUUAGAGUAUAGACGUUUCAGUAUUAGUCAAUAGUAAGUCAGUUCAUAUUCGCAAUAUGUGAGUCUGUGUGAGUUUUUUGACAUCAAUACAUUACACGUUAUUUUAUAUUAAAUAAUAGGCACAUCGUAAUAUUAUAUCAUGUGCUUAAUAGUCAUAUUAUUUGGGUACCUAUUAUGAACGAUUGAUGAUUACAGUUAAUAAUAUACAACAACGAGUAAAUGCUAUACCUGUAGAACGAAAAUAAGUAUUUUUCAGACAUAAUUAAUUAUCAGUACGUGAUUUAAUAUCGUCACCUAUUUUUUCAAUACCGAUAAAAUAUCAAUACGAUUUCCGUGAAAUCAAAUACCGUCGUAUAACGAUAUAACCUACGAAUGAGCGAUUGUCGAUAGGUUAUGAGUAAUAUUAAAUUAAAAAAAGGGGUUUAUUGAUUAAAAUUUAUCCACGGAAAAAAAAAAACAUUGUUUUGUUUUAAUAUAUACGGAUUUGUAUUAUGUGAUUUGUUGGUUUAGUUAAAACAAUAUGGUUUAAAAAACCUUGCUUGGCAUAUGAUAUUCUAGAUACGUGUGUUUAUAAUAUUAUUAUCAUUUACCUAUAUUUGUUUUUUUUUUUUUUUUUAAAUUUUCAAAUCGUAGUGCGAUACAAGCGAGCAGUUGCGGAACGUGCAGAAAUUAAACGUGGUCCAUUUCAGCUAUAAACCGGAGUUUUCUUCGUUGUUCGGGUUGUCUCUGAAAGAAAGCGACACCGGUAUUAUCGCUCAAGAGGUUCGGGACGUUUUGCCGGAAGCCGUGACGAACGCCGGUGGCAUCGCGUUGCCCAACGGAAUCGUAUACGAUGAUUUUUUGGUUGUCAACAAGGUACCUACAACGUGAUAUACUAUUUUAUUAUUAUUUUUUUUUUUAUAGCUUUCACAGUCCAUGUAGGACCUUUGCUGACUCAAUCACUUCUCUCCAUUUAUCUCUGUCUUCGCUGUCUUCAAUUCUCGUCGCUUGUGAUAUUCCAAUAAUAUCUGCCUUCACCCUAUUUUCUUAUACAUGUCUCGGUAUUUUUACGUUCAGUUUCCCAAUAAAAAUCGUAUUUGCUACGCCUUUAGACAUACAGAUGUGACCAUUUACAUGCAAAUCUGCUUGGUCACUCACAUCUCUUGAUACUACUAAGUAUUUUGUCUUUUUUUGAUCGAUUAUUAGUCCUAUCGGUUCCGCUGAUUUUAUUAGGUCUGUGGUCCUCAUUUCCACUUCAUUUCGGGAACUACUAAUUAUAACUACAUCGUCCGCGUAUACUAAGAUGGUGUUUUGUCCUAGAAUUUCCACACUUUGUCUCACGGCUAGAGAUCUAAUUAUUUUUUCUAACGCCAGAUUGAAAAGUAUGGGAGAGAGCGAAUUUCCCCGUAUAAGGCCCGUUAUAACUCGAAGAUUCCUGACAAAUUAUUUGAAGUUCAUUCCACUAUUGCACUCUUUUAUCGGCCUGAUCAAUUUGGUUGUUAUGCCAAAUUACGCUAUAACCUAUUGUAUUAUUAUGUUCUUCGAUUUUCCUACAAUCAGUCUACUAAUGAUAGAUUUUAACGUUCGGCAGGACCGGAUAUUCAUGGAAAACGUCGGAGCCGUGAAAGAACUGAGCAAGAUCACCAGUCACUUGGAAGCCAGGAUAUGCGAACUGGAACGGAACAACAAGCGGUACUCAUUGUUGAAAAACAAUAACCCCGGUAUAGCCCUAUCGGAUUUAACCAGUGAGUUAUAUACCUACCGGGUUAUCAAAACAAUUUUCAAAAAUGUUUUAAACAAAUCAUGGCUUUUGACCGCUUAUAAUGUAUUUGAAAAAUGACCUUGCAAUAAUCGAAUAACGUAAAUAAAACGCAAAAAUAAAAGCUCUACAUUUCAACUAUUCGUUACACGCAUCGAGCAAACAUUUCGAGUGGGGUCCAGACCUCCGGAUUUCCCUUCACUUCCAUACACACCGCGUAAAUUUAAAAAGGUCGAGUGCGAAUUAUAUAAUAAUUGAAUUAACACUGAAAAUACUGUCGAGAGUACAGUAAAGUUAUGUUCGAAUGACUGCAUAUUUAUUUGCAGUUGCUUUUGGUUUUAUUAUGUUAUUUGUUUUAUAUUAUUUAUUUCAUAGCUACGACAUAUUCGAACAAGCACAAUUACGACGCUACUGCUGGAAAACGGAAAACGGUAAAACUGAAGAAUGUGAGUGAUGUUUGCUGUGAACAAGUAGUGCAAAUUUCCAUAAUAACCCUAACGGUAGUCAUCGCUAGUUGGUACGCAUAUUAAUAACUGUAGCAAAAGUGCACGUUUAUAUUUGUUUUAACUAACAAUAUUAUAAUGCCAUUUUUCAGUUUGGUUUUUAUAUCCGGAUUGUUUUUUAUGGAACACCACUACAGAAAUCAAAUAAAAAAUAUUAACGAACGUGAUUUGUGAGUAAUUAAAUUUAAAACAAAAAAUAAUUACACAAUUUACAUAAAUAUAUUUUGUUGUAGAAAAUAAAUUAUCCUGCUAGGUAUGAAAUUGUCGUUAGUAUAAUAUUUUAAAUUUUUCGUUCUGCAGCAACAUCGUAAAUCCAUUGAAAACUAAUACAAUUCUAACCCAUAAGAACGGCCAACAAACAAAAGAUACCGGUCAAAUAUCAACCGAAGUGAAUGGGUUUUUGGACAAAGAUAAACAUUUAAAUUGUUUGCUGUUGUUCAAGCAACUCGUAAUCAAUAGCGGCAGUUGUGAUGUAAGUAUAAAGUAUACUUACAUAAUAAAUUAGAAUAUCGUAGGUUCGACCUAUACUACAUUAGGUUAGGUUAGUAUAGUCGUAUAGAUGAUAUCGAUGAUAUUUAAAUCGAUUUUUCGUUCAUACAGUACCGAAAGAUAAAAACAACAAUGGACAAAAUCGCCGAAAGAAAAACCGAAAGGGACGUGACUGGAAAAAUGGCUUUCAUUAGCUUCAUCGUUAAAAUCGACCGUGUUCCGGGUAUGUAUAUUUUGGAAUUAUUAUCAAACUGUAAUUAUUGAUUUAGCGGCACAAUCAGUAUUCACCAUUAAGGGAGGGGGAGGGGGUAUGAGUAUUAAAAAAUCAACUGACUCCAAGAAGAUUUUACAGCAUAAUUUAUAACGCAAACGUCGCCCCUAGUUGUGCUUCUGUUUGAACAGUCGUAUUGUUUUUAAUUUUGCAUAGCAUCGGUCUACAGUUAUUAUUCUUGAAGUGUAAGAAGGGGAAAAAAUAGUUAAACUGUCAUCAUUAAAAUCUGAAAAAACAAAAAAGAAUUCUUAAAAAAGUACCUAAUUAUUUCAUCUAGAACAAUAUUUUACUUGGGUAUAAAAAUGAAAUACAAAUUCGAAUCUACGGCAGUACGGCCUAGAGGUGGGCGAUUCAUCUAUAAUUGUUCCACCGCCUCCUUAACUAUCUAAGUGAUUUAUAUCUUUUCGUUUUCAUAAUAAAUUCGCUCUUUGUUCGCAGACAUUGUGUACAAGGAUAUGGUGAUCAGCGUGUACGGAAGUUAUGAUAACUGGACGGCGGCGGAAAUUAACGGGACGGACGUAUGCGGCCGAUCAGAACUCUUCCAGCAAUGCAGCGACAAGUCUAUGUUUGUGUACGGGUUUCAGGUUCCGGUUGCCGAAAAUUUGACCGACUAUACCAUCAACGUGACUUAUCGGCAAGUAGAAUGUGGUUCCGGUUAUUUACAGUCUCUGUGACUGUUAUCUAUAUUAAUAAUUAUAUUAUAAAGAGAAAAAGAUUUGUUUGUAUGUUUGUAAUGGAUGAGCUCAAAAACUGCUUAAGCGAUUUUGAAAUUCCUUUCACCCAUGCCAAGUCAUAUUAUCAACGAGUAAUAUGGGCUGUAUUUUAUUUUCAAAAAAAUUAGAGGAGAUUCCUACGGAAGUGUAUUAUAAUAACGUAACCCAAGGUAUCAAAAAUAACGACCGAAUAAUGUAUUACAUGUUUAUAGUACUCAUGUUUAUUCGUGGGUUACUUUGGUGAUAUAGAUGAUAAUUAAUGUGAGAAUUGCAAUUCUUAUUUUUUUUUAAAAAAAAACAUGCUUUGACGAAAACCGCAGCUUUGUCGCGCGUCAAAGCGACUUACCGCGCACGAGCAACGCAUGCAGGAUAGCUUGUAUACGAUAUUAUAAUAUUAUAUUUUAUGAGUGUUAAAAAAAAUGAAAUACAAAUGAAAAUAACAGAAAUUGACGCUGUGUAUUACGGUUUGGUUGAACGAGAGAGAGAACUGAUGGCGAGAGAAAUGUUGUGAGAACGAGAACAAUGGGUUAUUCAAGAAGACGGGCGAGUUAAGUGCGGGGAGGUAUGAUGAAGAAAAAUCAGUAUUUAUUGCAAGAAUGAUAAGUGAGCAUGCGGUGUAGACGAAUGGUGAUGGACGCAGAUAAACGCGGAGGGCGAGAUAAAGGCGCGAAGAAGAAAAGAUCAAAUAAUAUUGUUCAUGUUAUAAUUUUGUUUUUCUUCUUUUCACCCGCAGCAAAAACAAAGGCAAUCUGGACGGGUGUUCGACCGGCAUGUCCGUGACGACAACUUGCCCUUCGAGUCCCUCCGUCGGCCUUUGGGCGGCGAACGGCACCUUGCGGCACGCGUCCGGUCCGCCGUACGAAUCGUGGACGGCCGACGAGUAUGUCGUGUCCGAAGACACAGAAACGGUUUCUGUGAUCGUCCGGUACAAACCGUGGCCGUAUGAACGGAUAAAGGUGUGUAUAACUGUGAAACACUAGCUGUCUGAGAUAAAUUAAAUGUCCGCGGACAUAAUCCCCCAACCCCGACCUCUUUUCUUAUCAUCCACCCGCCCAUCUAUCUUCUUCUUUCACCCAAACACCUUUCUCAUCAUAAAUAAUUACUUGCGAAUUGCUUGCAUGUCCUCUUACAUUAUGUUGUUGUUUUGCUAGCGAAAAUCACUGUAGAACUACUUAACAGAUUUUGAUAAAAACUAGAGACGGUAAUUGAGGAAUCGAACGAUAGGACCAUUAAAAUCUCGGUUCUAGAGACUAUUGCCGAUACAUACAAAUAAACGUUUCCUCUUGAUAAUAUAUAAUUUAAGACGAACCAUACUUUUACUAUAGAUAUUCCGGUACCCCUUCGGCGACCGAAUGAAAGUAUCAGCUUACUCGGCGUACCGCCUAAUAUGCAUUGUCCCAUGCGUAUUUUUUCCAAAUGCUGGCUGCAUUGAAUAAAAUUCGUUCGCGUUUUACAGGCGGCGUGUGUCAACGGCUCGUCCGACGACAAACGGACAGUGGCGGUUGUCGAGUACAACGUCUCUCUGAAGAAAAAUUGCGGAGGCGACGGCGUAAACUCGUAAACUAGUGACCGGAAAAAAAAAUGGAAAAAAAAAAUGUAAUAUUAUAUGUGUAGACGGAAUGACGGACUGCGAGCAGUUGCCGAACGUGGGACCCGAUUAUAAAACAAUGUCAAUAUUAUAAUAUACGAGACCGGAGGACACUGUGAAUAAUUAUUAUGUAUCUCCACGAUACAUAAUAUUAUCGUUAUUCUAAUUACGUUGCAUAGGAUCAUUGUUUCGUUAUUAAUUUUGUUAUCAUGAUUGUUCGGCAAUUUCGCCGUCCGUAUAUUAUAAUAUUGUUUUUCUCCCCGUCCGUGGUAUCCGCCCCGCGCCGCCGCGGUUUUGCGUUUUUGUCGUACGGACGUUACGAACUGCAGACACUUUAGGUACACUCUCCGAACUUGCGCUUAGAUUCGUAGUACCGUUUAUUGUGAAAUAAACGCAGGCGUGCACAUUAUACGGGUCUAGUUUAUCGUGCGCGAUAUGCAAGAUCGCCAAGCCUAAACAAACAGAAAGAGGCCGUCGGACUUGUCGGGUAAACAAUGCCCGGAGGAAACCCGCAGCAACCGGCGUGAUUUGUAAUUAUUUCGUUUAUCGAGUUGCGUAGCUUAUCGUUUCUUCCACGCUGUUAUUAUAACUCGUUACGUGUCUGGGUAUGCACAGAGCACGUGGAAAUUAAUUUAGCUCUUUGUAUAGUUUCGAAAUCAGCGGAAAGCUAAUCUCGUUGGUUUUUAGUUUCUAAUAUUAUUAAAUUAAAAACCGUAUCCCCUCCAGCUUUAUAGUCAAUUUUACAUUUUAAACUACGUUUGCGGUAAAUAUUCUGUAUUUUCGUUGGUUUCAGUACGAUUGUGAGUGAUCAUCUGCUCGAGUAGAUCAGCAAUACUUCUUCGAUUACGAUAAGUGUGUUUUGAUAGUAACGACAUAAAUAUUUAAAUUAUAAUUUCAGUUUUUUUUGAAUAAUUAUUAAUUUGUAUACCGUCUUUGCGAAUAAAACAAAUUAAAUAAUGAUGAAAGAAGUACGGGUACCUAGUUUAUUUUUUUCUUGUAAAGAUGUAUACAAAUUCAUAAUUAUUCAGGAAAUAACUGAAUUAUAAUCUAAAUAUUUAUAUUGAAAUUAUCGAAAUACACUUAUCGUGAUUGGAGGAGUUAGAAAACAAUAAUUAUCCCAGCAACACUUGCGAAAAAUGUCUGGACACGCCUAUGAGCAUGAUGCGAGCACAUUACUAUAUCAUAUCCAGCCACCUCUAAUAAGUAUUAAAUAAAAAAAAAAAAGAUAUUCUUCCACUCCGUACUUGCAUUCAUUUUGACCAACCGGAAUUCGCACACAAAAUAAUAUUUUAUAAUAAAGGUCUUAAUAUUUCGUAUACCCAUGAAUACCCAUUCGUGGAAUAUUGUUAUAGUUGUCGGAAUAUUGAUAAGAGACCAGGCAAAAUAUUCUACUGUUACCGAAAUUCCUCUCUCAAAAUAUUGUAAUGCCAUAGUUUGGUAUUAUAGUUCCCCAAGUGUUAAAUCAUCGUCACUCCGUAUUUAUACUUUAAAAUGUGACCUGCCCGCCGUAGUAUUUUCCGUUUUCCCGUCUCUAUUAUUUCUUCCCAGCGUGGCUUUUCAACGGCUUACUGUUUGGUUUAGAUCUUAAGGAUUCACUUAGGACAUUAACUAGGUACCAUUGGAACACGGACAGAUUUGGACGUGACGGAUUAUUGUUUUCGUCAUUGCAAUGCUGCUGCGGGUCUCUAUGGCUCCCUAAUCGCAUUCUGACCACUAUUAUGAGUUUCUGUCCAGCUUGUUCAUCUUUAUUCCUUUGUUCAUAUAAGAGUGUAUUAUUGUCUGUAGUUGUAUAAUAGCUAGUUGAAAUUUCGAACGUCUCGUGUAUGCACGCCCACGUAUUCGUAUAUUAUUACACAAAUAUUAAAAAUAAAAAUAAAAUCCCGGCUUCUAGUGUUUAUAAUAUAACUAUUUGAUGAUAAUUUUCGAUUUAGAAUUAUAAGCCCCUAAUAAAUAGGCGGUAUAGAAGUAUACAAUUUAUUUAUUCUGUACAAAUUUAUGUUUUACGAGCGAGUAAGUAAUCUAAAGUGUUGUUUUUAGUCGAGGUUUUUGUCUUUGUUAUUAAAAAAAAAAAAAAAUCUAAACAUUAUCAUCUAUAGAAUAUUAAGCGAUGACACAAAUAUUA